Limulus polyphemus (Atlantic horseshoe crab) is the source of this 1312-nucleotide messenger RNA. RefSeq names its product uracil phosphoribosyltransferase homolog. The coding region runs from base 181 to 783 and encodes 200 amino acids. Lineage: Eukaryota; Metazoa; Arthropoda; Merostomata; Xiphosura; Limulidae. The record is from RefSeq and is a predicted model, not a curated record. The transcript has 7 exons.
GAUAAGGUCUGAUUUUACUAGAGGUGUUACGUUUGUUGAGAUGUUCAUGUUUCAGCUGUGUGGUCAUUUGUGAUUUACAGUGAAAAUUAUUGCUUAGUUAGUAGUGUAAACCGAAGUUACAUUUCAAAUUUUCACCAUCCUUUAUCUUUCAUUUUAUUACAUUAAUAAAUUUUUACAGAGAUGACUUUUAGUAUUGUAAACCCAGAAUCACAAAAGUCGCAACCUUUUAGCCCAAACCUCAAGUGUAUUCCAAUAAAUGAUCAAAUUCGUGAGCUUCAGACAGUUAUUCGUGAUAAAAACACAACCAGGAGUGAUUUUGUUUUCUAUGCUGAACGAUUGAUACGUUUGGUUGUGGAAGAAGGCCUAAACCAACUUCCUUUUACUCCUUGUACUGUUACAACACCUACUGGUGGGACUUAUGAAGGUUUGCAGUAUUUGAAAGGAAACUGUGGUGUCAGCAUAGUUCGUAGUGGAGAAGCCAUGGAGCAGGGGCUUCGAGACUGUUGUAGGUCAAUUCGCAUUGGAAAAAUUCUUAUCCAAAGUGAUGAAGAUACUCAUGAGGCCCAAGUGGUUUAUGCCAAGUUUCCAGAAGAUGUUGCUCACCGCAGAGUCUUGCUUAUGUAUCCCAUAAUGAGUACAGGAAACACAGUUAUUAAAGCUGUGAAGGUUCUGAAAGAACAUAGAGUUCCAGAAGAAAACAUAAUUCUUUUGAAUCUGUUUUGUACUCCUCAUGAUAUCUUCUGGAAGGACAUCCAUUACAAUUAUGAAGAGGGAACGGGUUGAGGACUGACCCUUGAUGCAAUCUUACCUUUACUUCCAAUUCAUCAGUAUUUCUUUGUUUUGUUCUUACCCACAUCUUUAAUUAAACCUUCAUAUAUCCCUUGGAUCAUUCUGACAGUUUUUUUAUGUUAUCACACUUGAUUCUGCUUCCUUAAUUUAGCUUUAUUUAUUUAAUUCUAAAAACAUCAUAGGUGAAGAGGUUAAUUGUAACACCCAUUUUUUUUGUCUGUAAUUAAAUAUAUUGCAUUGAUAUCUUCCUAUUACAAGAAUAUAUUUAUGGUAACUUUCUUUUUCCUUUAUUUAAUUAGAAGUUUAGGUUAAUAUAACAAUUGUGGAGUGUUGCAUUUGAUGUUUGUGUAUCUUUGUUGUAGACUGGAAAAGCUUUGCAUCUUUUUCUAGUAAGGCAUCACAUUUUUCUUAUUUAUUUUAUAAAAAUUUGGUCAUUAUUAAUACUUUGUACAAAAGGAAGUGAAAUUAUAUAUUUUAUGUUUUUAAAUUUAGUUUGUGCCUUUCCAUGUUUUUUAAAUAAUUA